Messenger RNA from Trifolium pratense (red clover), 1516 nucleotides. RefSeq lists its product as uncharacterized. The coding region runs from base 96 to 1139 and encodes 347 amino acids. Gene Ontology annotation, molecular function: S-adenosylmethionine-dependent methyltransferase activity. The transcript is spliced from 8 exons. Lineage: Eukaryota; Viridiplantae; Streptophyta; Magnoliopsida; Fabales; Fabaceae. The record is from RefSeq and is a predicted model, not a curated record.
GCAAACGUCAACGGUCCAUCCAACCCCGUUGUAACUUGUAAGGAAGGUUGAACUUUGAAGGCGGUGCCACUGCCAGACAGACAGAUAUUCGAACUAUGGUAGUAGGCAUAGCAGUUACUACCAGCAUCUACACGCUCACUCCACCACUCUCUUCAUUCAGGCUCCCCACGCGCUUCUUCUCACCCACCGCUAAGUUUCCACUUCGUCUUCGAGCUUCUUCUUCAACGACAUUCCUUGACACCAACCAAACAGCAGAUUCCUUCGUAGCUGAGAAGGAAAUUACUCGGAGCAGCAAUCCUUUGGCUUGUCCCGUAUGUUAUAACUCAUUGACAUGGAUCACUCAUCCUGCUUUGUCCAUAGAUACUAUUCCUGAAUCUAGUUUACAAUGUAGCACCUGUCAGAAAACAUAUAUCGGUAACCAAACACAUCUUGAUCUCACGACAAUAAGUGGUGCUAAGAACUAUGGUGAAUCCAUGCCAGCUUCCACUGAGCUUUUCAGGCUGCCGUUGGUAUCAUUUCUCUAUGAGAGGGGCUGGCGUCAAACCUUUUCUGUAUGGGGUGGUUUUCCAGGUCCUGAGAAAGAGUUUGAACUAAUGAAGGGUUUCCUAAAACCAGUAUUGGGUGGAAAUAUCAUCGAUGCUAGUUGUGGAAGUGGAUUAUUUUCAAGAUUAUUUGCAAAAAGUGGACUUUUUUCUUUGGUUGUGGCUCUAGACUACUCAGAGAACAUGUUGAGGCAAUGUUAUGAGUUCGUUCAGCAGGAAGAUAACUUUCCAAAAGAGAACUUCAUCUUGGUUAGAGCAGACAUAGCUAGACUUCCUUUUGUUUCCAGUUCUGUUGAUGCUGUGCAUGCAGGAGCAGCUAUUCACUGUUGGCCUUCACCAUCAGCAGCUGUAGCUGAGAUAAGUCGCGUUUUACGACCUGGAGGUGUCUUUGUUGCAACCACUUACAUACUGGAUGGGCCUUUUAGAGCUGUCCCAUUUUUAAAUACAUUUCGUCAGAGUAUAAGGCAAUUAUCUGGGAUCUAUACCGUUCUCUCUGAACGUGAACUUGAAGCUCUCUGCAAGGCGUGCGGGCUGGUUAGAUUUAAAUGCAUUAGAAAUGGGCUUUUUGUGAUGAUUUCUGCCACAAAGCCUAAGUAAGGUUUGAGUUUCCUGGCACUCUGUGCUUCCUUCAUAACAUAUUUUGCUAAAGCCUUAAACUACUCUUCUCAUUGGGAAGAUCAGCACUUUGCACAGAAAAAGUGGUGAGUUUCGACAGAUGGCGAAAAGAGUGUCUAUUCAUGAUGAUGUGUGAGAAAUAUGACGCAAAAGUUAUUUGUAAAUAUCAUAACAUCUCCGUUUGAGCCUUCUACUUUAUUGGUUUUUUAGCAUUUGAUGCAUCAUGAACUAUGACAGUUCUGUAACUAGUAAGUAAUUGGAGUAAUAAGAAUAUGCUUUAUCACUCAACUGAUUAAAUUUAGCAUAUAAACAAAAAAAACAGUGAAAAUAAAACUAAGGCCUAUUACAGUCUAUUCUCA